AAUGUCGAAUUUUUAUUGAAAUUAAACUUACAUGUCCAACUAUAUAUCCAUUUUUUUUUUUUACAAUCCAAUUAUCCAACUAUCCAUGUUAUCUUAUCUCCUUUUUUAGACUGUAAUAUUCCAAGCAUCCUAUCAUAGAUAUUGUGUGCAUUUUUUGUUAUUUAAGGGCACUAUGGGGGAGCUUAUAUUUCACACAAACACAUCAAGCUCACCAUGGCUUCUUCCACCACCUUGAAACUUUCUCUUUACUCAGUUCUUACACUCCUCUGCUUCCAAGUAGUGGUUUCUGUUAUUCAACAUCCACUUGACCCUUUAACUAAAGAAGAGUUUCUGAGUGUCCAAACAAUAGUCCAUAACAAGUAUCCAACCUCAAAGAACAAAGUAGCUUUCCACUACAUUGGCCUAGAUGACCCUGACAAAGACCUUGUCCGAAGAUAUGAAUCCCUACCAACUCUUGUAAACAUCCCUCGUAAAUCCUUUGUCAUUGCUAUCAUCAAUGGCCAAAGCCAUGAGAUAUUAAUUAAUUUAAGAUCAAAAGCAAUUGUCUCUGACAAUGUUCACAAAGGAUAUGGUUUCCCUAUUUUAUCCGUUGAGGAACAAGGUGUUGCCAUAGAGCUUCCACUAAAAUAUCCUCCUUUUAUUGUCUCAAUUAAAAAGAGAGGUUUGAAUAUCUCUGAGGUGGUGUGUUCUACAUUCUCCAUGGGAUGGUUUGGAGAAGAAGAGAAUAUUAGGACAGUGAGAGUUGAUUGUUUUCUGAAAGAAAGCAGUGUUAAUAUAUAUGUGAGGCCUAUUAGUGGAUUAACCAUUGUUGUUGAUCUUGGGACUUUGAAGAUUGUGGAGUAUCAUGAUAGAGAAAUAGAAACUGUUCCUACAGCUGAGAAAACUGAAUAUCAGGUUUCAAAACAGAGUCCACCAUUUGGACCAAAACAGCAUAGUUUGACUAUCCAUCAACCACAAGGUCCUGGCUUCCAAAUCAAUGGCAACAGUGUUAGCUGGGCCAACUGGAAGUUUCAUAUAGGAUUUGAUGUUCGAGCUGGUAUUGUAAUAUCACUUGCAUCUAUUUAUGAUUUGGAGAAGCAUAAGUCUCGUCAUGUAUUGUACAAAGGGUACAUUUCCGAGCUGUUUGUGCCUUAUCAAGACCCAACAGAAGAAUUUUACUUUAAAACCUUCUUUGAUUCUGGAGAGUUUGGAUUUGGUCUAUCUACUGUGUCUUUGAUACCCAACCGUGAUUGUCCAUCAAAUGCUAAGUUCAUUGAUGUAUACAUUCACUCCGAUGAUGGUACUCCAAGCCUCUUGAAGAAUGCAAUUUGUGUUUUUGAACAAUACGGUAAUAUCAUGUGGCGUCAUACAGAGACUGGCAUUCCUGAUGAAUACAUCGAAGAAUCUCGAACGGAAGUGAACUUGAUUGUAAGAACCGUAGUCACCGUGGGCAACUACGACAAUGUUUUAGACUGGGAGUUCAAAACAAGUGGUUCCAUCAAGCCCUCGAUUGCACUAUCCGGUAUAUUGGAAAUUAAGGGAACCAACAUUAAGCAUAAUGAUGAGAUUAAGGAAGAUAUACAUGGUAAAUUGGUAUCAGCAAACAGCAUUGGUGUUUACCAUGACCAUUUCUAUAUGUACUAUCUUGACCUUGAUAUCGAUGGUACACACAAUUCAUUUGAGAAAACAAGUUUGAAGACUGUAAGAAUUACCGAUGGAAGUUCAAAAAGAAAGAGUUAUUGGACCACUGAGACUCAAACUGCUAAAACUGAAUCCGAUGCAAAAAUCACAAUUGGGUAUGCUCCAGCUGAGCUUGUAGUAGUGAAUCCCAACUUAAAAACCGCGGUUGGAAACCACUUUGGAUACCGUUUGAUUCCAGCAAUUCCAGCUCAUCCACUUUUAUCGUUGGAUGAUUACCCACAAAUACGCGGUGCAUUUACCAAUUAUAAUGUUUGGGUUACACCUUAUAAUAGAACUGAAAAAUGGGCUGGUGGACUCUAUGUUGAUCAUAGUCGUGGAGAUGAUACUUUAGCUGUUUGGACCCAACAAAAUAGAAACAUUGAAAACCAGGACAUUGUUUUGUGGCACGUAGUUGGAAUACAUCAUGUUCCAGCACAAGAAGAUUUUCCAAUAAUGCCAUUAUUGACCACUUCAUUUGAGCUGAGGCCAACCAAUUUCUUUGAGAGGAAUCCUGUUCUUAAUACACUUUCUCCACCUGAUGUUCCAUGGCCUGGUUGCCCCAAGUAAAACUAGCUAUAGCGAGUGUGUGUGUGCGCGCAAUUAAUGAUUUGCAUUGGCAUGUGUAGCCAUGAAUGAAUAAAUUAAAUAAUAAUGUUGUUUGUUUAGUUUGUAUGUUUCAUAUGCAUUAGCAUGUGGGAUAAAAUUUGAAUCGGCUCUAACCAUUCUUAUAUGAAUGACAAGUUUACAUUGCGAGUUGAAUCUGCUUAA
Trifolium pratense (red clover) is the source of this 2427-nucleotide messenger RNA. Its product is annotated as primary amine oxidase. Gene Ontology annotation, molecular function: copper ion binding; primary methylamine oxidase activity; quinone binding. Gene Ontology annotation, biological process: amine metabolic process. The transcript has 5 exons. The record is from RefSeq and is a predicted model, not a curated record. Lineage: Eukaryota; Viridiplantae; Streptophyta; Magnoliopsida; Fabales; Fabaceae. The coding region runs from base 214 to 2226 and encodes 670 amino acids.